Molecule: messenger RNA, 297 nt
Organism: Knipowitschia caucasica
Lineage: Eukaryota; Metazoa; Chordata; Actinopteri; Gobiiformes; Gobiidae
Source: the annotation of a GenBank genome assembly
AUGCCAGCGGAAAUGGAGAUGAGCCACUUCCUGCUAAGCGGCACAAACGUGUCCCUGCUGCCGCCCAACGGAGGGGGUCCAUCUGUUCCACCGCGAAAAACACAAACGAGAGGAAACGAGAUGGAGGAAGAGCUGACACCGACUCCAGCUGGAGCCCGGUCCACGCCCCGCGCCUCUGGUCCCACCUUCAGCAUCGAUUCGCGGAACGACAGGGCCGUGUACGUGUGGGGGACAGGAGGGCAGGAGGACAGGUGGAUUUGGUCCUGGUCCCAAGUGUCUGACACGGUCCAGGGAUAA